Molecule: messenger RNA, 816 nt
Organism: Paramuricea clavata
Lineage: Eukaryota; Metazoa; Cnidaria; Anthozoa; Malacalcyonacea; Plexauridae
Source: the annotation of a GenBank genome assembly
UCCCACUAUCCAAACCCCUAAGCUUAAACGAGAUAAAAAUUGGGAUUACUGCUCUUCCAUCUUUGAUGCCAAAAGCGACAUGUUUAUAUAGUGAACGCAAUGUGCGCCUACAACGCAAAGGAAAGGUAUGAAUACGUUUCUUGUAUAUUUUCUAGUGUUUUAGUUUGAAUUAAAAUAUUCCAAUCAUGUGUUAUUGGUCAUAUUUCAUGCAUUUGUGUUAAACUAUUUAUCAGCUUUGAAUCUCUAUAUUCAUAGCUAUCAUUUAUGGAAGAAGGACCUUUGACUAGUAUUAUGGAGGAGCCUCAGGUAUGUUGGACUUUGAAACAAUGUAUUAUAUUUUCUGUAAUAAUGUGUGAUAAUUUAUCAAGGCAAUAUGUCAGUCGUCAUAUGUUUGUAAACCAUAUACAAGUAGAAUAUAUAUAUUAUAUAGAUAUCAUAUGUGGAAGAACCUUCGACUGGUGGAGAGAUCUUUGAGGAGCCUCAGCUUUCUACCUCGACAAACGUAAGUAUCUAUGUCAGUGAUCAUGUGUAUAUACUGCUUUUAAACUGCAGACAAAUAAAACUAAAGUUUUAAUUAGUGACAAUCAAACAAUAAUUGGCGCUGUUACCAGUAUAUUUUUUCUGUUUUAGUUUGACGAACAGUCUGAAGGCAUUCAAUGUGGCAAUUGUGAAUCCUUAUUGAAGAGGAAUAGACAGCUCCGUAUAAAUUGGCUGUCUGCAAAACACAAACUUGAAAUUUGCAGAUAUCAAAUGGGCUCACAAGUGGAAAGCAAAUUAAGAGAGUUACUUGCAUUUCUUUUUACCUUACAUAAUUAG